Paramormyrops kingsleyae is the source of this 3228-nucleotide messenger RNA. RefSeq names its product interleukin 1 receptor accessory protein-like 2 (gene il1rapl2). Lineage: Eukaryota; Metazoa; Chordata; Actinopteri; Osteoglossiformes; Mormyridae. Gene Ontology annotation, biological process: signal transduction. The record is from RefSeq and is a predicted model, not a curated record.
UUGGCUCCACUCUGGUUCAUCACCGCCGAGCUUUUUGCAGAAUACGAGUGCUCCUGAAAUCGGCCCCCAGUGAACCGGGGCCGGUCCUAUGGGUCGCGGCUUGACCGUGCGCCUUUAACGGGAAGGGACCAGGACCCGGGGCUGCCGCCGCCGCUCCGCAAAUCUGAUGCUUUACUGUGGGGAAAGUGUAGAGUGCGGGAGAAAGGCGCCGCGGCUCCGGGUGAAGCAAUACUGGGGGAGAUGGAAGUCGUUUCCACCUAAAGACACUUGGGGAGCCGAGGCUCUACUAUAGGAAACGGACGGAAAACUGCUCAAGUAACUCAGCAAUGAGUUGCACUUAAUUUUCUCAGUUUGCGUGAGAUUGGCUACUAAGGAUUACCCUUAAAUAUUUAUCAAUAUUUACUCACGUGUUUGACUGAAUAUAGACACUGUAAUAAUCUUUUAAUGCCAAUAUUUUCUGUAAAUAUAGCGUAUGAAUGAGGACAAUGAGAUGAUUCAAGCCAUGCAACUUCAAUAAGCAGACUUAAACAAGUGGAAAUACCUCGCCGAGAACAGCUGCUUGGAAGACGGAUAAAGAGAUUAAAAAAGCAGCCACCCUCACGCCCUGAAGAUGAAGCCCCCGCCCAUUGUGCUGCUUCUGAUUGGUUCAGCGGCCUGCGUCAAUCUGAAAUUCAUCUCCAAGAGGAACUCCGUGGACGGCUGCAUCGACUGGUCUGUGGACCUGAAGAGGUACCGGGUGCUUGCCGGCGAGCCGGUGAGGGUCAAGUGUGCCUUGUUCUACAGCUACAUCCGGACCAACUACACCAUGGCCCAAAACAGCAAGCUGAGACUCAUCUGGUACAAGAACAAAGGCGACUCGGAGGAGCCCAUCAUCUUCUCCGGACACCGGCUCAGCAAGGAAGAAGACUCCAUCUGGUUCCGUUCGGCCGAGCUGGAGGACAACGGCUUCUACACGUGCGUGUUGAGAAAUUCCACGUACUGCAUGAAGGUGUCCAUGUCCCUCACCGUGGAGGAGAGCGAGGAGGGGCUGUGCUUCAGCAGCCGCAUCCGGCACGUGGAGAAGGCCGAGAUCACCAAGAGCAAGAUGAUCACCUGCCCAGAUAUUGAGGAUUACCUGGCCCCAUACAAGCAGCCCCGGAUGACCUGGUACAAGGAGUGCCAGAAGAAGCAGUGGAGGAGCUCCAUCAUGGUGAACACCACCCAUGUGUGGAUCCCCGAGGUGCAGGAAGACGAUGGAGGGAACUACACCUGCGAGCUCCAGUAUGGCAGCAGGGUGGUGAGGAGAACCACCGAGCUCAAAGUCACAGCCCUGCUCACCACCAGGCCCCCGAAGGUGCUGAACCCUGCGGAGAGGCAGGCCACUGCCAUCUACGUCCAGCUGGGCAUGCCGCUCAGCCUAGAAUGCAGAGCCUUUUUCGGCUACAGCGGGGAGUCCAGACCAAUCAUCUACUGGAUGAAGGGCGAGAAGUUUGUGGAGGAGCUGGAAGGACACAUUAAGGAGAGCGAAGUAAGGGUCCUCAAGGAGUUCCUGGGUGAGAAGGAGGUGGAGCUCUCACUGACCUUUGACGCGGUGGAGGAGACCGAUAUGGGAAACUAUACCUGCUAUGUGGAGAACCACAUCGGCCGGAGGCAUGCAAGUGCCAUCCUACAGAGGCGAGAUGUGUACCGGCUGGAGCUGGCCGGCGGCCUGGGGGCAAUCCUGCUCCUGCUGGGCCUCCUCAGCGCUAUCUACAAGUGCUACAACCUAGACAUCCUGCUGUGUUACCGCCGGCACUUUGGCAGCGAGGACGGCGAGGACGAUAACAAAGAGUACGACGGCUACCUGUCCUACACCAAGGUGGACCUGGAGGCGCUGGGCCGCUCUCCCAGUGACGAGGAGCAGUUUGCUCUGGAGGUCCUUCCGGACGUGCUGGAGAAGCAUUACGGCUACAAGCUCUUCAUCCCGGAGCGGGACCUCAUCCCCAGUAGCAGCUACAUGGAGGAUCUGGCCCGGAGCGUCGAGCAGAGCCGCAGGCUCAUCAUGAUCCUGACCCCCGAGUUUGUGGCCAAGCGCGGCUGGAGCAUCUUCCAGCUGGAGUCCCGCAUCCACGGCAUGCUGGUGACGGGCGAGAUCAAGGUCAUCCUCAUCGAGUGCGCCGACCUGCGCAGCGUCAUCAACUACCAGGAGGUGGAGGCCCUCAAGCACGGCAUCAAGCUGCUGUCCGUCGUCAAGUGGAAGGGCCCCGCCAACAACCGGCUGCAGUCACACUUCUGGAAGCGACUGGUCUACGAGAUGCCCGUCAAGAGGAAGGAGACGCUGUCGCGCCGGCAGGUGCUGGAUUCGGGCGAGCAGGGCCUCUUUGGCGACCUGCAGACCGUCUCCAGCAUCGCCAUGACCAACACCUCCGCCUCGCUGGCGCCCAGCCAUUCCGACGUGCCGGACUUCGACCCGGCGGGCCGCCCGCAGAUGAGACACUUCUGCCGGGUAUACGAGUACCAGGUGCCACCGUCCCCGGUGCACACGGGCACGCUGGGGGACAGGCACACGUACUGCAACAUCCCCAUGGCGCUGCUCAACGGGCAGACGAUACCCGGCGGGGGCAGCGGUGGCGGCAAAGCCAAGACCGAGCUGCACUUCAACAGCACAUUCGUGCCACUGACCAGCCGUGAGCUCACCAGCGACAUCUGGUAGACGGGAAGGGUACUGCAGCGUGACAUGGAUUUUGAUUACCUGCAUGAAAACUCGACUUUUAACGAAGACGACUUUUAACGAGCACUGGGGUACAAAAAAACCAGGACCUGUCCGGGACUUUUUCAUUUGGUCUUUAAUGUUUGGGGAUUUUAUUUAUUAUUAUUAUUAUUAUUAUUAUUAUUAUUAUUAUUAUCAUCAUCGUUUGACUUUCUUUUCCGUCGGCCGUAAAACGAGGGUUAUUUCAGAAGUGAUUUUCCUACUUGAAUUUCUCCUUUUCGGAGACGGGGUAAUAUAUAUGACCUUGUUUUUAAAGCUCAAGCUGCUCUUACUCUGUACAGUUUUCCUAUCUGCUGGGAGCGUGCAUAGAAGGCUGACGUGAUGUGCCGUGUGUGUGCAGUUCCCCAUCUGGGCUCCAGGGGGCAUAAAGGAGGACUCCGCUCGUCAAAGAGACACUGUAUUUUGUGAGCAUUAUUAUAUUUAAGCAGAAGUUCCAUGUCUGAAUUUACACAAGGUAAUUGUCAUAGUUUGAAGCCAAUUAAAUAUGAAUAUUUGAAAUA